GUUAAGUUGGGUUUCCUGUGUGUCCUUGUUUUUGCCAAACGUUUGGAAUCGCUGGGCAGAUAUCGAGUGCUAGUACCUAUACUUUCAUAGGAGUUUUUUUAAAUUUAGCAACAAGAUCUUCAAGAUGUGGCGCUAAGUGCAUUUUUAGAGUCUUUGGGAUUUUUUUCUCAUUUACUGACAACGCCUGCGGACUGGGAACUAUCUCUCGUCCCAGAUCUCCAAGAGUUUUCUCGUGACUUGAAGUCGACAACAAAAAACCCGUGAAAAAUGUGCUUCGACUUAUUAUAAACUGACUUUAGAAGUCAACAAUACAUAAUUCAGGCUUGCAUACCAUGAGAUUCAGGAAUCGUAAUUGCACCACAGUGCUGGAAUCUCGCUUAUGACCACAAGAUAGGGUGUUGGUUAUGACCAAAAAUAAUUAAAAUAUGAAACAUACACAAAUAUACUUUCAAUGACUGGGCUGAAAAAUUAUUAAAGAAAAGUCGUUAUGGAUAAAUCUCCCAAGAAGAGUCCCACCAAAGGUACCCCUAAGCCUUCCCAGAAGCCACUUGUUUCACCAAAACCGAAGGAUAUUUAUAAGAAAACAUCUAAAGCAGUUCCAACUAAAGAUAAGAAAGACACUUGUGGGAAGACUGAGUUUGUGAAUAAUUCAGAUGAUGAGUUCCUUGGUAAACGUGAAAGAAGCUUGUCAGAUGGUUCUGUGAAGAGUCUGAGUUGGGUUUGUAGUGAGCCGCCCGAGGAAAAUGCCUCCGCUCACUUACCCGCGAAAAGAACACGCAGUAACACCACUAAUAAAGAAAUGUGGGUGUUGCCGUUGACGACACCAACAGAURAAAUGCCCAAAUCACAGCAAAAAGAUGACAAAAAGAAACCAUUGUCACCCGAGCCUGUGAAGCCACCACGACCUAAAAGAGCUAAUUCCUUCAAACAUGAAGAUAAAGAUAAGUCAACMGGAGGWGCAAAAUCAAAACCYAAAAGCCCAGAACCUGUAAAGCCACCUCGCAGAAAGCUCCCACAACUGCCCAAAACAAAUCCAGAGGAACAAAAACAAGGAAMGAAAAWAGAACCAAAAGAAGAACAGCGUGACGUUGUCAGCCGACCAAUCGUCACAUCWACUCCCUUUCAAGAAAACAUGACUUUAGCUGUUGAAGGUGAAACCAGCAGUGGACGAAGAGUCUUGUCAAUUUAUGAUGACUCCACAGAUACUACAGUACAGCAAGGACAAUCUUUYUAUGACUUUCUCUAUUCUGAUGAAGGGUCCUCACAAGCAGGGGCUUUGUCAGGGUCUCAAAUAAGGGACCUGUCAGAUAACAACAUCUAUGAUGAUGUCCCACUUGAGAGUUCCACUCAAAGUCUUGACAGUGUGGGCAAAAGAACUAGUAGUAAUAGUUUUGGUAUCUAUGAUGAAGUCAUUAUUAAUAAAGGUAGGAAAAAAGAAUUAUUAAGUUCGCCUUUUCAUUCUCCUAGAGAAGAGACAAAAGGAAGGACUCUGUAGAUGCCAUUAUUUUCUUGUUUAUACUGCCAAUCUCCUAGA
Molecule: messenger RNA, 1534 nt
Organism: Exaiptasia diaphana
Lineage: Eukaryota; Metazoa; Cnidaria; Anthozoa; Actiniaria; Aiptasiidae
Product: DNA-binding protein BIN4
Exons: 2
Coding region: 488-1495 (335 amino acids)
Source: RefSeq, a predicted model, not a curated record